AUGGCAAUAGCCUACAAGGAGGACUGCAGCUUGUGGCACAAGAGGCUGGGUCACCCUUCCUUGUCAGCAAUGAAGCAUAUGAAAAUUGCGGAGAAAUUGACGAUACGUGAUCUAGUGCAAAAACAAAUGGCUACUGAGAAAAAAGAAGAGAGGAUCCAUCAAGUGGAGAUGGAUAAGCUGGCGGCGCAGGAGCAGAACGCGGCCUCGAGACAAGCAGCUGCCACCGGAGGAACUACUGCUUAUAUUGCUAGCGGCGGUGGUGUGGCUCCGGGUCACACCACCGGGGCCUAUGGGACCACUACCGCGGAUACUGGGACAACAACGGGCGUGGUUGGGUCACAGUACCCACCGAGGACCACUACUGGAACCGGAAGUGCUACGGUUCAAGGUCCUAAAACUGGUGGACGUCAUGGAUCUACCACCGGUUCUGCCUUUUAA
This is a messenger RNA of Nicotiana tabacum (common tobacco), 438 nucleotides long. NCBI's taxonomy places the organism in Eukaryota, Viridiplantae, Streptophyta, Magnoliopsida, Solanales, Solanaceae. The record is from RefSeq and is a predicted model, not a curated record.